Molecule: messenger RNA, 1605 nt
Organism: Pyricularia pennisetigena
Lineage: Eukaryota; Fungi; Ascomycota; Sordariomycetes; Magnaporthales; Pyriculariaceae
Exons: 2
Coding region: 1-1605 (534 amino acids)
Source: RefSeq, a predicted model, not a curated record
AUGGCUCAUUUCCACGACCCUAGCAUGCCAACCAUGCCCGUCGACAGUCUCCAAGCUAGACUAAAUGGUUUUGUCGCAGAGCUACGACAAGUCAAAGAGCAUGUGGCAUCCCUGAAUAAGGAUCCAAUUAUCGGUCUGGACCGUCUGUUGGAGGCAAACGAGAAAGCCCUAGCUCCUGGCAUUUUUGGCUCGCGAUUUCGCCAUGUUGCUCGCAACAAUAUCGACUUCGACUCCAGACUUUGGAACAUAGUGAAGCGGUGUCGCGGUUUAGUUGCUCUAAAGCAAAGCUACCGCGCCGAUUGGGACUUUGUGCUCGAACGGCCUGCAGAGACACACGCGUUCAUGAGUGAAAAGCAGAAAGUUGCUUCCUCGGAUGGAAUUAACACCGGCGCAUCUCGCGCUGAUCACCCGCACGUAACAGUUGACGCCGUCGUGGACGGGGGUGCGACCUGGAUUCGUUUACUGACCAUUUCCGAGCAACGGAUUCUCUUAGAGCUAGCCGACUCGGGCGCCUGGGAUUUCGAGUGCGAUUCCGCGGCUGGAUCUGAUGAUGAGUGUUCUGAUUCUAAACGUCGCUCAUGUCAUUGUGGACAUGAUUGCGAUUCCAUCAAGACUUUCGGCAAAGCAAAUGCGGUUGUCAUGGCCGCAAGGAAUCAGAGAUUCAAGUAUCGCCACCCGCGCGUGCACAUCCUGUUUCCCAAGCUGGAAGAGGGCAAAAUUGAACAAAUCGACCGUGUCAUAGAGCGAAUCCGCCAGCUUGGGGACGACCAUCUCACUGUUAUGGUAGAUUGUGCCAACAGCGCUUUUCUCCGGAACGCACACGCCUCGCCUCCCCUUUAUCGCGUCCUGUCAACUUUACCGGUUGAUGAGCUCCAAUAUAUCACCCGGACCGUCAAUCUCGAUAUUUCAUGGCUCAUAGCCCUGACCUCAGACUUGUCCCACGAGCCAUCGUCAAAACCAUUUGCCAGUGGGUGCCUGAGCCUGUCCGUCGGUGACGCCAAAACCCCAGCCUCUAUACGAGAGGCUUGCGGUCGCAGUCUCUGUAUGACUCUAUACCCAACACUGGCUUCACGCAGACUUGUCUGCACCCGCAGCGCCGCAGAGAGGGUGUGGACUAUUGCCAAGACACUUGCGACCCCCGCAGAAUUGGAACGACUCCGGCUUUUGGUACCUUUGGCAAAGGAAGAUGUAACCGCCGCCAGGAACCGAGGACCCAGAGAGACACGAAGGAGAUUGGCUGAUAUGUCGGUUCACAGCGUUCCUGAGGAUGUUUGCCUGCCAGUCUACACCGAGGACGACGAUUGGGUGCAGGAUACCGAUUCACUCAUCCAGUCAGGCAAAUUGCCGAGAGUUUCUCCAGCAGUGGCCGAUAAACUGGAAGAGCCUAACCGAUCAAUCUUCUUGUUUGGUUGGGCCAAGGGGUACACCACCUUGACAGCAAAUUCGGCCAUGGUCAAUCGCAUCAAGAGGACUUUGGAGCUUAACCGCACCGGUGCUCGCGAACGUGGUCCUGACGUAUUUGUCCGCUGGGUGACAAGAUCAUUUGAUGCCAAGGAGAAACCGCACGUUAGCGCCGGAACCAAAGGCGUAGUGGCGCGAGCUUGA